AUGGCGGACUCCGAGCUGACUCCCCCUCCAGUCAAGCCGCCGCUAUCGAACUCCUCCGCGCCGAGGCACCAGGAACCGUCGCCCAUCGACCUCGACAAACUGCGUAAAUGGCAGGAGGAGCGCAUCUCCCGCAAGCUGCGCGGCGAGUACGAAAGCGCCGUCCUCCAACUCGCGGAAGUCGUGAACAGUAACCUGUCCACGCCCCUUCGGAUUGCCUCAGUUCGUGUCGACGGCGCAGUCAACACACGCAAGUCGUUCCUCGGCUCUCUCAUCAAGCCAAGUCUCCCCACGAGCAACUCGCCAUGGGUAGACACACAUUCGACACUGGCGGAUGUCUUGCACACGACGCGGCGCAUCGGUAGCCUAUUGCAGGAGACGGACAUUUUCCAGACCGUCGAGGCUAAACUUGAGCGCAGCCGGGACAUCCUUGCCCAGCCGGGAGACGUGGACAUCGUCUUCAAAACGCGUGAAAAGGGCAGGUUCUACCUGAACACCAGCACACAAGUCGGGAAUAACGAGGGCGGCGCGAGCGCGACCUGCCGCAUGCGAAACGCAUUCGGCGGUGCAGAAACGUUCGAGGCCAACCUCGCAUUCGCGACCAAGACACGCGUCUCGUUUCAUGCAGACCUUUCCGUCCCACUCACGCGUACGCUCAAGACUCGCGGCGAGGUAUCGCUCUUUGGCCUCGAGAAGGACAACUCGAGCUACGCGAGCAGCUCCGAAGGUGUGCGCGGAUUCCGAGCCAUCGUCAGGAAUGGCACGCUCGUCGGUGGGAUGCAUGAAUUCGCGUAUGAGGCCGUUCUCAGGCACGUCGGGAACCUCCUUCCCUCUGCGUCUAUCAGCAUGCGCGAAGCGGCGGGGCAGAGCAUCAAGUCUGCUGUGUUGCAUUCAUGGGUUCGCGACACGCGCGACGAUAAGCUUCUCGGCACGCGCGGUUCGUAUCUCAAGUUCAUCCAGGAACUUGCCGGUUUAGGCGGCGACGCUUCUUUCUACAAGUCAGAAGCGCACGCGCAGCUGUCGAGAUCGCUGUUCCCAGGCACUACAAUCUCGUUCGCCGCACGCUCCGGACUGCUUUGGGACAUCGCACGCCCGGUGCCGUUUUCGGACAGGUUUCAGCUGGGUGGGCCAACGAGCCUGAGGAUGUUCAGGGCGAAUGGAAUGGGACCGAGGGAUGGACCCGAUUCGCUUGGAGGAGAUGUAUACUGGGCGGCAGGUAUCAGCCUGAUUUCUGACAUUCCCAGGAAGUCCCAUUGGCCAGUCAAGCUGCACUCGUUCGUCAACGCCGGGCGGCUAACCGUGAUGGAUAAAACAAAAACGGUCGCAGAGAACGUCUGGAGCCAGAUUUCCAAGCCGUCAGUUUCUGCGGGAGUGGGCCUGGUGUACAAACUGGAGCCGGUGCGGGUGGAAGUCAACUUCGGGAUGCCCCUGGUAGCAAGUCGAAGUGAUGGGCUGAGAAAGGGGUUCCAAGUAGGCAUAGGCCUGGAUUUCUUAUGA
Molecule: messenger RNA, 1494 nt
Organism: Laetiporus sulphureus 93-53
Lineage: Eukaryota; Fungi; Basidiomycota; Agaricomycetes; Polyporales; Laetiporaceae
Exons: 8
Coding region: 1-1494 (497 amino acids)
Biological process (GO): protein insertion into mitochondrial outer membrane
Cellular component (GO): outer membrane; SAM complex
Source: RefSeq, a predicted model, not a curated record